Molecule: messenger RNA, 1398 nt
Organism: Aspergillus pseudoviridinutans
Lineage: Eukaryota; Fungi; Ascomycota; Eurotiomycetes; Eurotiales; Aspergillaceae
Exons: 4
Coding region: 1-1398 (465 amino acids)
Biological process (GO): transmembrane transport
Molecular function (GO): transmembrane transporter activity
Source: RefSeq, a predicted model, not a curated record
AUGGCUGACCCAGCGACGAGAUCCGUCAACGGACCACAUUGGCGUGUCCUGGCAGUUGUCUGCACCAUGAUGUGGGGUGUCUACUUCAUGAACCAUGUGGUCUAUGAUCUGCCCGCAUCUUUGUCCGUCGCGCUGUCAAAGCAUCUUUCGCUUUCCGGACCCCACUACGCUUACCUGCUGUCAACCCUCUAUACCGUCUAUGCGGUCCCGAAUUGCAUUCUGCCUUUCUUCUCGGGACCGGCCGUGCAGCGGUAUGGAGAGAGGGCAGUUCUUCUAAUCACUGUCACUAGUGUGAUUGCCGGACAAUUGCUCUUUGCUCUUGCAGUCCAGAUCCGGUCUCCGCUGGGGCUGAUCCUUGGACGUGUCUUGAUCGGGUUGGGCGGAGAGGUCAUUGGCGUGUUGGCAAGCGAAAUCAUCACCCGCUGGUUCAAGGAUAAGCAGUUAUCCUUGGCUCUAGGUUUGAAUCUAGGCGUAUCCCGACUAGGGAGUGUCGCUGGCUCGGCCUUCAUCCCUAUGAUAAUCGAGAGUUCCAGUGUAGUAUCAGCAACUUGGAUCGGAACGCUAUUAUCACUAGGCGCCAUUGCUAUCAGUGUCGCCAGUCUUCACGCCCUCACGAAUGCCGUAUCCGGACAGACAACCGCUCCAGAUACCGGCUCCUCUGUGGUUCCCCUGCGCCAGCUUCCUCGCAUAUACUGGCAUCUGAGUCUCAUCUGCGUCCUGGGAUACGGAGGCAUCAACACCUUCACCAAUUCCGCGCAGCGUUUUCUGGCAGCAUGGUUCUAUCACGGUGAUCAACGAGCGGCGGGGCUCGCGACCAGUAUCCCAUACGCCCUUUCAGGAGUGCUCGUCCCCGUAUUCGGCCUCUUACUGGACUUGCCGUGGUUCCGAAGCUGUCCCCGCGCCUUGAUCGCCUCCAACUUCCUGCUGGCACUAGCCCACCUCCAGUUCAUUUCGCGGGUCAUGCCGAUCAUGCCACUGUGUCUGCUUGGCAUCGCCUUUGCGCUCUACGGCGUCGCUUUCUGGGCCGCGGUCGCACAGUCCCUUGUGUUCGCCGUCCAGUCAUGGCCGAGUCAGAAUUCAAACAAUAGCGAUAGCUCGCGAGAGUUUGCUCGUGAGGGUGGGUACGAAUCUAUUCGAUCGUCGACCGACAGCGAAGACACGCAAGGGGAAUCGUCUGACCUUGCAGACAGUAUCCAUGAAGACCAUGAAAAGGCCAUCAUGACGCUUGGGUUUGGGAUCAUGACCAGCUUACUCAAUGCGAGUACGGCUGUAGUACCUAUUCUGCUCGCUGAAACGGAAGAAAGGGCGGGCUUCGAUGGGCUAGAACGUGUUUUUCUGGCGCUGGCUGUGCUGGGACACCUUGCAUCUGUGCGGUUAGCUUGGAUAUGGAAGAUUUGA